This is a messenger RNA of Diutina rugosa, 690 nucleotides long. RefSeq names its product flavin-linked sulfhydryl oxidase. Gene Ontology annotation, molecular function: flavin adenine dinucleotide binding; flavin-dependent sulfhydryl oxidase activity. The coding region runs from base 1 to 690 and encodes 229 amino acids. The transcript has a single exon. The record is from RefSeq and is a predicted model, not a curated record. Lineage: Eukaryota; Fungi; Ascomycota; Pichiomycetes; Serinales; Debaryomycetaceae. Gene Ontology annotation, cellular component: mitochondrion.
AUGUUGACGAUACGAAAGCCGGUGUUCGGCACCAUGGUGCUCUUGGUCAUCGUGAGCUUGGUGGUGUUCAUGUCGGGCUCCCGCGGCGGGUCGCUGCUUGGUGAUAGCGUCCCCCUCGUGGGGAAGAUGCCGGUGGCUCAGUCGCCGCCAGCGGCCCAGCAACCGGCCAAAGUGAAGGAGCUCGUUAAGGAUGAGCUUCAGCAGGCUCCCAUUGUCGAGCCGCUUGGCUCGGUGAGCGACGAGUUCGCCGAGACUCCCUUCAUGCCCAAGAUGGCCAACGAGACUCUCAAGGCGCAACUAGGCAACGCCGGGUGGCGGUUGCUCCACACCAUCUUGGCCCGCUACUCAGAUAAGCCCACCACGCAAGAACAGGCGACGUUGAAGCAGUACAUCCACUUGUUCGCCAAAGUGUACCCGUGCGGCGACUGUGCCCGCCACUUCCAAAAGCUCUUGGAGCUGUACCCGCCGCAAGUGUCGUCUCGCAAGACCGCGGCCCUCUGGGGGUGCCACGUCCACAACUUGGUCAACCAGCGGUUGGGCAAGCCUGACUACGACUGUACCACCAUUCUUGAAGACUAUGAUUGUGGGUGCGGUGCUGAUGAAGAAGAGGCUGACGAAACGUUAAAUGGCGAGACCAUCGGCCAUUUGAAGGAGAUGAAGGUGGAGAACGAAGGCCGCCAGCAGGGCUAG